This is a messenger RNA of Cylindrotheca closterium, 1359 nucleotides long. The record is from the annotation of a GenBank genome assembly. NCBI's taxonomy places the organism in Eukaryota, Bacillariophyta, Bacillariophyceae, Bacillariales, Bacillariaceae.
AUGGGUAAUGUGGCAGACAAAAGUACUGCUUGUAUUCGAAGGCUUCAUUCAGAUGGUGGCAAGUUCUUGAAACUGAAAUUCAGAAGUCAAAGCAAUGUUAUCUCAAUUGGCGCAAAGGAAUUUGACUCUGGCCACCAUUUGUCUCCGUUGUUGCCACCCGACUACUUCAAUAACAUCUAUGUGCGGCAGUUUGCAUGCAAUGGGAAGGGACUAGAGGAUUCGAACGAGGCCCGUACCAUCUACACAACCAUGAAAAGGUGGUCCAAGAAUCAGUGUCAAUUUGUGGAGGGUGGCUUGAUUACACCUGGCAGAUGGUGGAAUCGUCCGUACUUGUACACUCCAAGGGAUGGGGAAAUGCUCGAGGUCAGGUUGAAGGUUUUUAAUUGCAAAGAUCAGAAGUAUGCCAACUCAUCGAUUAAGGUGUGGCGUCUCCCAACGGGUGAUUUGCACAACAAAAGUCUACGUCUUGGACGUUUGACUGGGAAGCAUGCCACUGGUGAAGUUAGGACCAAUCGUCAUGGAGAAUGUGGUGCAAUGUGGGCUGUUGGUCUCAGAAAUAGCAAUGGGGAGGAAUACAUCUCUAGCAACGUGGAUCGAAUUAGGAUGGUAAGGCAGGCGUUCACCGAGGCAUUGUGGAGCUAUGCAAAACAGGUGGACGACAAUGGCAACAUGCUCCAUGUUUUAAAGCAGAUCAGUGAAAGUCAGACUUCCAUGGCAGUGAAUGGGAGAUUUGGUAUUGCAAAGGCCACCGGUUUGUGCACUGUUGCAGUUAGCCAAAAUCUGUGCAACUCCCCACACUACGAUCUCGACUUGUCAAAAUCGUUGGCAGUGUUUGUGUCCGAACCAGUGUCAAAUGGUCUUCUGUUGGGAAAACACUGUUUUGUAUUCCCAAAUGUUGAGAUAAACGGUGUGAAGGGUCUUGUGAUUGAUCUCAGGGAGGGUGCCAUGAUUGAAUGGGAUGGUAGGUUUGAUUUCCAUUGCAGCUCGUGUGAUGUUGAAAGAUCUGGUCUGGUGCAUAAUUAUGGUCUCAUGGUUGGCAAUAUGCCAGAGGACACUGCAAGUCCAACUGCUUUGCAAGAAGCAAUCACCACUACUUGUGUUAUUGAUGCACACAAAGGUAGAGAUGUAAUGGACAUGCCUAACGCUUUCAUUCAAACUUAUAUGCCUGAAGCUAAGGAGGGAGAAGAUCGUAUCUACAUGAAAAUCACUGGCAUGAUGGUCCAGAUAUUGAUUGACAUGGCCCCAGAGUAUUGCAAAUACGUUGUAUUAGAGAACGGAAAGCGAGUAAUCUAUGUGCGGGUACUACGUGCUAUAUAUGGGAUGUUACAAUCAAGCCUCCUAUUCUAUAAUCAGCUUUGA